UCUCUUUCAUCACUAUUCAUUUGUUGCUAUAUUUAAAAUAUUGAUCUUUAUACUGCCGGAAGUGUAUUCUUUAUCUCAAGAUUAAAUUGUAAACCAGAUAUGGGUUCGGAAGCUCUGGAUAAUAAAAACAAACUAUAUAUUUGUUUAAGGAAGAAGUUUACUCAAAGGUGCCGAAAAUGGAGCCAACAACUUAAAACAUAGUAAUGAUUUAUCCUGGUUUACUGUUCUAAUUAUCAUGAGUAUCAACAACGGAGAUAUGUCGUCUGAUAUUUUACAGCUUUCAAGAUCUCGUAAAACACAGUCUGAAUUGUACGAGUUUUAUGGCAAACCAAAGAGCCCAUCGAAGUCAUUUUCAGAAAAUAUCAUGAAAAAAUGUACCCUUUCCAAGUUAUGUGCAUAUUUACUAACACUUUUCCCAAUAAUAAACGUAAUAAGAACGUAUAAGAUCAGGAAAUACAUCUUAGAUGAUUUGAUAAGUGGCUUAUCUGUAGCUUGUCUUCAUUUUCCACAAGGACUUGCAUUUGGUAUAUUAGCAUCAUUAUCACCGGCCUAUGGAUUGUAUACGUCCUUUUUUCCUGUUCUCCUGUAUGUGAUUUUCGGAACAUCGCAACACGUUUCUUUCGGAACAAAUGCUGUGAUUGCAAUUUUUACAGCAGAGCUUGUAGAGUCACGGUUAGAACAGUAUGAUUUGCCUGGUCAUCACUCUGCUGUUAACGGUUCCACGGUUGGUAACCUAACAACAGUUUCACCGGAAAUGGAUAAUGACGUGUUAAAGUACAAAGUGUCUGUAGCAGCAGGUUCGUCUUUUAUCGUUGGAUUACUGCUGUUCAUCAUGGGGUUGUGCCGAAUGGGGUUCAUUACUUCUUAUCUGUCAUCUUCUUUCAUUGCGGCUUUUACCACAACCGGUGCUAUUCAUAUCAUUUCCAGCCAAAUCCCUAAUGCUCUUGGCAUAAAAAUUCCACCUGUUAACAAACCAGGAAAACUGAUAUAUGUAUAUAUUGAAAUAUUCAAAGCAUUUCCGAAGAUUCAUGUUGCUACAUUGAUAGUCUCCGUUAUAUGCUUAAUAAUACUUGUAUUGAUAAAAGAUGUCAUUAAUGAGAGAUUCAAAAACAAAAUGAAAAUGCCAAUACCAAUCGAUAUAAUUUUAGUUGUAACAGCAACAGUUAUUUCACAUUUUGCAAAGUUACACGACACCUUCGAUAUUGGUGUUGUAGGAGAAAUACCUCCUGGUCUACCAACGCCGGAGCUACCUCGAGUGUCGGUAGAUAUACUAGGACAUAGUGUUGUUGUCGGUUUCAUUGUGUUUGUGCUUACGAUUUCAAUGGCCCGACUCUGUGAGGUGAAACACGGAUAUUCAGUUGACGACAAUCAAGAACUCGUCGCAUAUGGUAUUGCAAAUUUAGGUGGCUCUUUUUUCUCCUGCUUUCCAGCUUGCGUUGCACCACCACGUACAGUUAUCUUAAGUACAAUGGGUGCAAAGACAACAUUGAAUGGAAUAGUAUCAGCUAUUUUUGUCUUGCUUGUAAUAAUGUUCAUAGGAAAAUAUUUAGAAUCAGCUCCUAAAGCUGUACUUGCAGUAAUGAUCAUCGUAGCUGUUAAAAAUCUAUUAUACCAGUUCAAGGAACUACCAAAACUGUGGCGAGUAAAUCGUUAUGAUUUUGUUAUCUUUGUUGGAACAGUAUUGUGUGGUGUUCUAAUUGAUUUCCCUUACGCCCUGUAUGUUGGAGUGCUACUUUGUCUUUUAACAGUUGUCGUGCAAAGUCAGAAUUCAUCUUCGUACACCAUUAGAAAAGUUGAGCAAGAGGAUCGUCUUCUGGAGCAAAAGACUCAUGAUAUUCCAUUAUGUAAUUCAAAAAUUGCAAUAUUUAGAAUGGAAUCAUCUCUUUAUUUUGCUACUGCUGAUCAAUUUGUAAAAGAAUUGUACAAAGCAACAUUUAAUCCAAAAGCCUUUCCAAAACAACAAGACAAACAUUUAGAAAAUAAUGUUGAAAUAAACAUAAAUCAAAGCGAAAAUAACGGUAACAACGAUGAAAGAAUGUCGCUGUCAAAAACAAACAAUGAAAACGAAAUACCCGUCGUACCCCUCACGCAUAUUAUUAUCGACUGUUCGUCUAUGAACUAUAUCGACAUGAAUGGUAUGAAGGCUUUAAUACAGAUCAACUCCGAAUACAAAUAUGUUGGGGUUACUGUAAUGUUUGGAAACUGUACUAAUUUCAUGAAAACGUUCACGGAGAAAUCGGAUUUAUCAGAGACAGUAGAUAUACAAAAUGUGUAUUCUGACAUUUUAGAUGCUUAUUUUGCAGCAACUCAUAGAAAGUAAAAGAUAUGAUCCAUAUAAAGAAGGAAUACAUGAAUUAUAUAAAGUCCCUAGUAAUUACUGGUGCUAUUUAGAAGAACAGCUAGAAAAAAAUUAUACCGUGUGCCGACUAAUACGGUUUUCGGUCCAGAAAUUGCUUUUGUCGACAAAUAAAGAACUAUUGUGCAAUCUUAAUGUUAAGAUUAUCAUUAAAUGAGAUUUUUAACCUGAUUUAACUUGAAAUGA
Molecule: messenger RNA, 2542 nt
Organism: Mytilus trossulus (common blue mussel)
Lineage: Eukaryota; Metazoa; Mollusca; Bivalvia; Mytilida; Mytilidae
Product: sulfate transporter-like
Exons: 2
Coding region: 236-2320 (694 amino acids)
Biological process (GO): transmembrane transport
Cellular component (GO): plasma membrane
Molecular function (GO): sulfate transmembrane transporter activity; bicarbonate transmembrane transporter activity; chloride transmembrane transporter activity
Source: RefSeq, a predicted model, not a curated record